Messenger RNA from Plasmodium cynomolgi strain B, 1035 nucleotides. RefSeq lists its product as hypothetical. The transcript has 2 exons. NCBI's taxonomy places the organism in Eukaryota, Apicomplexa, Aconoidasida, Haemosporida, Plasmodiidae. The record is from RefSeq and is a predicted model, not a curated record. The annotation marks the transcript as partial.
UAGUGGCAGCGGCAUGCGCUCACCACUUGCGCGAACCAUUUGUGCGCUCUUGUACGCAGUGAGCCUUUGCAAGUGCUUCUUCCCCAUCAACGGAGGGGAACCCAUAGGAUCCCACAGACAAGGUGGACACCCAAGUGAAGGAGAAAAGAAAAUGAGAAGUGUUCUGAGGAAGGGAAGCAUUACACAUCUGUGUAACAAAAUAAGGUGUGUAAAUUAUGUGCAAUGGUAUGAAGGUAGAAGGAGAAUAAGUAGUGCCACCUGGAAUAGUGGGAAAAGGAGUCCAGUGAGUAGCCGCCUCUUCGGCUCGUUUGAAACAAAAAUACCAGGUAGUCAAGCAGAUCUCGUAGUCGACGGUAUAGCAGUCAGCAUUUCUGAUAAUACAAAUAUAUUCAAGGAAGAGACCAGUAGCACCCCGAUAGUGUUAAUUCACGGGUGCUAUGGAAGCAAAAAUAACUUUCGUGUUUUUAGCAAAAGCUUAAAAAGCAGUAAAAUUGUAACCCUCGAUUUACGGAACCAUGGGAACUCAAAACAUACAGAUAGUAUGAAAUAUGAAGAAAUGGAAAGUGACAUAAAAAAAGUUUUGGAUGAGCUUCACAUUAGGAAAUGCUGUCUAGUUGGUUUUAGUUUAGGUGGGAAGGUGUCCAUGUAUUGUGCUCUAAAAAAUCAGUCUCUUUUUUCUCACCUAGUGGUGAUGGAUAUUCUUCCUUUUGAUUAUAAUGAGAAGAAAUGCCAUGUGAAGCUUCCGUACAAUAUUAGCUACAUGACGAAGAUUCUUUUUAACAUUAAGACGAAGAUGCGGCCGAGGAGCAAGGCCGACUUCCCACUAAAUCACCAAGAGCGCAAGUAUCACAACCCCUGCAGUUUCAUCAUUGGCAAGAAGUCAGACCUAGUCUAUACCAUGCCGCAGUACCAAACCAUUAUAAAGAAUUACUUUCCCUCCAGCGAGAAUUUUAUUUUGCCUGAUGCGACUCAUACUGUUUAUAUUGACAAUGCAAAGGAGUGUGCUGAUAUUGUUAAUAGGACAUUGCGCUUGUG